Molecule: messenger RNA, 2062 nt
Organism: Phragmites australis (common reed)
Lineage: Eukaryota; Viridiplantae; Streptophyta; Magnoliopsida; Poales; Poaceae
Product: long chain base biosynthesis protein 1a
Exons: 13
Coding region: 386-1843 (485 amino acids)
Biological process (GO): sphingosine biosynthetic process; ceramide biosynthetic process
Cellular component (GO): endoplasmic reticulum
Molecular function (GO): pyridoxal phosphate binding; serine C-palmitoyltransferase activity
Source: RefSeq, a predicted model, not a curated record
CGCCCGAGCGCGAGCCCACUCAACUCACCAUCUCCUCUUCUCUUCCUCCGCGUCGUCGUCUCCCCCGUUAUAUUAGAACCGCAUCGAGACUCCACUGACCACCACGGCACCACCUCGAAUCCGUCGCCCUCCUCUUCCCUUCCUUCCUCCGGCGCGCGAAGCGAGCCCACCACACGAAUCGGCUCCUCGCGCCUGCUCUCGCCCGGCUCCGCGGCCCAGUUCGUCGCGCCCUCGCCGGCGAGCGAGCGUGCGCGCGCGCGCGCGCGUCCCAGCCCUCCUCCGCUUUGGAGCGGAGAUCCAUUCGGGCUUCGGCUGGCUUCUACUCUCUGUCGAUUCGCGACGCUGAAGUUUCCAUCUCGUGCUACGAGAAGCUCUCCUCGCGGGAAUGGAUAUGGCGUUGCCGGUUGUGAAUGCCACCGCGGCGGUGCUCGCUCGUGUCUCGGCUGCAUUCAAUGCGCCGCUGGCUCGUGCGGUCGUCUUCGGGGUCCAUAUUGACGGGCACUUGGUUGUGGAGGGGCUUCUCAUUGCGGUCAUAGUGUUUCAGCUUUCCAGGAAGAGCUACAAACCACCGAAGAAGCCACUCUCUGAAAAGGAGAUUGAUGAGCUAUGUGAUGAAUGGGAGCCAGAACCUCUAUGUCCUCCGAUCAAGGAGGGGGCCCGAAUCGACACUCCAAUGUUGGAAAGUGCUGCUGGACCACAUACAAUCGUUGAUGGUAAAGAAGUUGUCAACUUUGCGUCAGCAAACUACCUCGGCUUAAUUGGCAACGAGAAGAUUAUUGAUUCUUGCGUUGGCUCAUUGGAGAAAUAUGGUGUUGGGUCUUGUGGUCCACGCGGGUUUUAUGGAACAAUUGAUGUCCACCUUGACUGUGAGGCAAAAAUAGCUAAAUUCCUGGGAACUCCAGACUCCAUUCUGUAUUCAUAUGGGAUUUCUACAAUAUUUAGUGUGAUACCUGCCUUUUGUAAGAAAGGAGAUAUCAUAGUCGCUGACGAGGGUGUUCAUUGGGCAGUGCAAAACGGUCUCCAUCUAUCAAGAAGUACUGUGGUGUACUUCAAGCACAAUGAUAUGGCUUCACUUGCAAUGACUUUGGAAAAACUUACUCGUGGAAAUAAACGUGCCGAAAAGAUUAGACGCUACAUUGUUGUAGAAUCCAUCUACCAGAACUCUGGUCAAAUUGCCCCCUUGGAUGAAAUUGUCAGGUUGAAGGAGAAAUAUCGGUUCCGUGUUAUUCUGGAGGAGAGUCAUUCUUUUGGUGUGCUUGGCAAGUCUGGGCGCGGCCUUGCUGAGCAUUAUGAAGUUCCAAUUGAAAAAAUUGAUAUCAUCACUGCUGGAAUGGGAAAUGCAUUAGCUACUGACGGUGGCUUCUGCACAGGAAGUGUCAGAGUUGUUGAUCAUCAGCGUCUAAGUAGCGCUGGCUAUGUUUUCUCUGCCUCGCUGCCACCUUAUCUUGCCAGUGCUGCUGUUUCUGCUGUCAACUACCUGGAGGAGAAUCCAUCAGUUCUUGCAAACCUAAGGAGCAAUAUUGCUCUUCUGCAUCAAGAACUGUCAGAUGCUCCGGGGCUUGAAAUUUCUAGCCAUGUUUUGUCACCCAUUGUCUUCCUUAAGCUGAAGAAAUCGACAGGUUCUCCAACAGCUGACCUAGAUGUUCUUGAGACCAUUGCUGAGAGGGUCUUGAAGGAAGAUUCAGUCUUCAUUGUAACUUCAAAGAGGUCAAAUUUGGACAGGUGCAAACUUCCUAUUGGAAUCCGCUUGUUUGUAUCAGCAGGCCAUACUGAAUCAGACAUCUCCACACUAUCCUCAUCUUUGAAGAGAGUUUCAGCAUCAGUUCUUUCGGACUACAUUUGAUCCAUUCUGAAUUCCCCUCAAGACGAAAUCGAUCCUUUUCUACGUGCUGUGUACUUUAGGCCGUGUGUGUUUGGUAAAUGUACAUAACUUGUACAUUUAGAUCUGAUGAAUUCAUCUUGUUGUUGCUCAUACCUACUGUACUUGCAAAAUAAAGUUCCGUAGAACAGUAAUCUUGGAGAAUGGUGCGCUUGUGCUAUACAUCUGGCAGAUUUCCUAGUA